AUGCACUAUUGGAAAGGUAGUAAAAAUACAAAUAAAAACUUAUCUUCGCCAAGGGAUUUAAAAACAAUAACAUUAAAAUCUCUAACAUUGCAACAAGAGUUUCUUCUUGUGAUGAUGCGUUUACGUUUAGGUCUUUUAACUGAAGAUCUUGCUCAUCGUUUCAUGAUAUCUAUUUCUGUAGUGAGUUCAGUAUUUAUAACUUGGAUAAAACUUCUUUCUCUUGAAUUAAAAUGGCUAAUACAUUUUCCUGACAGAAAUAAUAUAAAGAGAAAUUUACCAACAAUGUUCAGGAAAUACUACCCAAAAUGCUCAAUAAUAAUUGAUUGUAGUGAGCUUUUUAUCGAAACACCAUCAAGUUUGGAUACUGCUGCAAGUUGUUGGUCAAAUUAUAAACAUCAUUAUACUGUUAAAUAUUUGGUUGGAAUAACACCAAAUGGUGCAAUUUCUUUUUUAUCAAGUUGUUAUGGCGGAAGAGCUAGCGAUGUUUUUAUUGUUAAAGAUUGUGGAAUUUUAAAAUUCUUACAACCUGGAGAUCAAGUUAUAGCAGAUAGAGGUUUUAAAAUAAAAGAACUACUAGCUUUUUACCAGUGCAAUUUAGCUAUUCCUCCAUCAAAACGCACAAAUUUGCAAAUGACAUCUAAUGAUGUGCGAGAAACCUCAAAAAUUGCAAAUGUUCGAAUUUAUGUGGAACAAGCCAUAGGGCGUAUGAAAAACUUUCGCAUAUUAAAAAAUGAAUUGCCAGUCACACUGUUACCAUUAUGUGACAAUAUUAUUACUGUAUGCGCUGUAUUAACAAACUUCAUGCCCCCCCUUUGCAUUGAUGAAAACAAAGCAUAA
Hydra vulgaris (swiftwater hydra) is the source of this 837-nucleotide messenger RNA. RefSeq lists its product as uncharacterized. The record is from RefSeq and is a predicted model, not a curated record. NCBI's taxonomy places the organism in Eukaryota, Metazoa, Cnidaria, Hydrozoa, Anthoathecata, Hydridae.